Molecule: messenger RNA, 1714 nt
Organism: Peromyscus eremicus (cactus mouse)
Lineage: Eukaryota; Metazoa; Chordata; Mammalia; Rodentia; Cricetidae
Gene: Arhgap15
Product: Rho GTPase activating protein 15
Exons: 6
Coding region: 1-726 (241 amino acids)
Biological process (GO): signal transduction; regulation of GTPase activity
Cellular component (GO): cytoplasm
Source: RefSeq, a predicted model, not a curated record
AUGUUCCGGCUACAUCACAGUGCUUCUGAUACAAGUGACAAAAACCGUGUGAAAAGCAGACUGAAGAAGUUCAUCUCCCGAAGACCUUCUUUAAAAACUUUGCAAGAAAAGGGAAUCAUUAAAGAUCAAACUUUUGGCUCUCAUCUGCACACAGUGUGUGAACGAGAACAUUCCACAGUUCCGUGGUUUGUAAAGCAAUGCAUUGAAGCUGUUGAAAAAAGAGGCCUAGAUGUUGAUGGGAUAUAUCGAGUUAGUGGCAAUCUGGCAACAAUACAGAAGUUAAGAUUUAUCGUCAACCAAGAAGAGAAGCUGAAUUUGGAUGACAGCCAGUGGGAGGACAUCCACGUCGUCACCGGAGCACUGAAGAUGUUUUUCCGGGAGCUGUCUGAACCACUCUUCCCUUACAGUUUCUUUGAGCGGUUUGUGGAGGCAAUCAAAAAACAAGACAGAAAUGCAAGAAUUGAAACUAUAAAGUCUCUGGUAAAAAAUCUCCCUCCACCAAAUCAUGACACCAUGAAAGUCCUCUUUGGACAUCUGACUAAGAUAGUGGCCAAAGCCUCUCAGAAUCUCAUGUCCACACAAAGCUUAGGGAUUGUAUUUGGACCCACCCUUCUGCGAGCUGAAAAUGAGUCGGGGAACAUGGCGAUACACAUGGUCUACCAAAACCAGAUAGCAGAGUUCAUGCUGAACGAGUAUGAUAAGAUCUUCAGCUCAGAGGAAGACUGACAGACAAGACAAGCUACUGAGUAUGUUCACAUCUGUCUUGAUGCCUAAUAUUUUUACAUUUCUGUAAACAUAUUUCUGAAAUAUUUUUUCCUUCCAAGCGACAGAUGCUUCAUUUUGUGAAAACUUAGUGAUGAUUUUGUAUUUAAGUUCCAAACAUUUGAAUAAAAUAAAUGACAAUAUUUUCCUAUAUGUGUUCUACAUUAACCCCUUGAGUGUUGUUCCUUUUAGCAUUCUAAAUGUCUCACACUCUUAAAUAGUGUGUACAAGACAGCACCCAGGCAUAGCUCCUUGGCAUCAGGUAUUUGUUGAUGUGUGUGCAGAUAGGUGAGUAUGUAGAGAAGUUGUGGGUAGGUAUGAAUGUGUGCCUUCUCAAGAUCAAUGUGUCAGCUAUGUCCCCACAUGCCUAAGCCUCCACAGAGAGAGCACAAACAAUAUGAAGGCAUCUAUGUUCUCAAUCAAAAGAGUCCUUUCAUCUUCAAGAGUACAACACAAUGAUCAUCGGUGAUGGGUGAGCUUUGUAAAUACAUGUUGAGUGGCAACUUCCCUAAAGAUCAAAAGGACAGUUUAAGAGAUUUGUUGUUGGACAGCUCCUUUUUGUGUGUGAGUCCUAUUUUGGUUCCACAAACGUACCAUUUUGUAAAUUAAAUGGAUUGAUCUUUAUUUUACACAGGAACUGCAUUUCUAUUCCAUUUUGAGUCUUCAUCAAACUGUGUAUCUUCCCUUUCCCCAACUAUGCCAUUUUAUGUAGAAUUUUUAUUUUUAUUAUGUUUUGAAGGAUAUUUUAUUGGUGAGUUACACUAAUUCCAGCUAGAAAGAACUGUUUUUAAAUGCUUGGAUUAGUAUGCCCUAAGGAUUCCCUAACUAGACUCAUAUUAUCUUAUCCAUUUGAUGGUUACUUUCAGUUGUGAUUGAUUAAACAAAGGGAUAACUGUCUAGAAUAUAUCAAACAUUGCUGUAUUUUGAAAAGUAUGUUCUAGCUGAACACAUC